AUGGAAUCACAAAUACAACAUCUCAACGCUCUUAAACAUGAGCCAAAUGAAACCAUUAAUGCGUGUUACGAGAGCGCAUUAAAGGAAUUCCCACGAAGUUACAAACUUUGGUUUUCGUAUUUACAAUUACGUCAAGACCAUGUUCGGACAAAAUCUAUAAUGCAUUCGGAAUUUGAAAAUGUCAAUAAAGUAUACGAACGAGCACUAGUUUACAUGUAUAAAAUGCCACGAAUAUGGUUAAAUUAUUGUGAGUUUUUGAUGGACCAAUGUAAAAUAACGCGAACACGAAAAGUAUUUGACCGUUCAUUACGGGCAUUACCAAUAACACAACAUAAGAGAAUAUGGCCAUUGUAUAUUAAAUUUGUUACACAACAUCAUAUACCCGAUACAGCAAUGAAAGUAUAUAAAAGAUAUUUAAAAUUGUUACCAGAAAUUGCAGAAGAUUAUAUGGAAUAUUUAAAAGAAACUGAUCGCCUUGAUGAAUGUGCUCAAUUGUAUAUUGAAGUACUAAACCGCGAUAAUUUUGUAUCGAAAGAAGGAAAAUCAAAUCAUCAACUGUGGAAUGAAUUCUGUGAAUUAAUAUUGAAAAAUCCGUCAAAAAUUAAAUCAAUUCAAGUUGAACCAAUUAUUCGUCAAGGAAUUGAAAAAUAUAAAGAUCAAGUUGGACAAUUGUGGACAUCAUUAGCAAAUUAUUAUAUUCGAGCAGGCUGUUUCGAAAAAGCUCGCGAUAUAUUCGAAGAGGCAGUUGAUGCCGUUUUGACUGUGCGAGAUUUUACACAAGUAUUCGAUGCCUAUGCACAAGCUGAAGAGGGUGCAAUAAUGGCGAAAUUUAAUGAAGAACAGUUGACAGAGGAUGACGAUCUUGAAUUAGAAAUUCGUUUGGCUCGGUUGGAGUAUUUAAUGGAUCGUCGUCCAUUAUUAUUGAAUGGUGUCCUGUUAAGACAAAAUCCACAUAAUGUCAAUGAAUGGUUAAAACGUGUAAAACUGUAUGGUGAACAAUAUGAUAAAGUAAUUGAGACGUAUACACGUGCUGUUCAAACAAUUGAUCCAAAAAUAUAUACUGGAAAACUUCAUGAGUUGUGGAUAUCACUUGCACAAUUUUAUGAUAAUAAUGGUCAACUGCGUGAAUCACGAUAUAUUUAUGAUAAAGGAACAAAAGUCACUUAUCGUCAUGUUGAUGAUUUGGCAUGUGUUUGGUGUGCAUGGUGUGAAACCGAAUUGAAACACGAAAACUACGAAGAAGCUAUUCGACUUAUAGAACGUGCCACAGUAUUACCACGACAUAAAGUUGAUUAUCAUGAUAUGAAUGAAACAGUGCAAAUAAGAUUACAUAAAAAUUUAAAAUUAUGGUUAUUUUAUGUUGAUCUAGAAGAAUGUUAUGGUACAUUUCGCACAGUUAAAGACGUGUAUGAUCGUAUUAUCCAUUUAGAAAUAGCCACACCACAAAUAAUUAUUAAUUUUGCUGCUUAUUUGGAAGAAAAUAAAUAUUAUGAAGAUGCAUUUCGAACAUAUGAGAAAGGCAUUGCUCUGUUUAAAUGGCCAAAUGUUUAUGAUAUAUGGUUAACAUAUUUGUGUAAAUUUGUUCAACGUUAUUCAGAUGGUUCAAAGUUGGAACGUGCCAGAGAUUUAUUUGAACAAUGUCUCGAACAUUGUCAACCAAAAUAUGCCAAAAAUUUAUAUUUAUUAUAUGCUAAAUUGGAAGAAAAACAUGGACUAGAUCGACGAGCAUUAAAAAUAUACGAAAGAGCAACAGAAGCUGUUGAACCAAAAGAAAAAUACGAGAGGUACAUGUUGAAUAUUUACAUAAAACGAUGUGGUGACAUGCAUGGUAUAACACAAACACGAGAAAUAUACGAAAAAGCAAUUGAAUCAUUAACUGAUGAGUCAUUGAUGCGUGAUAUGUCUUUAAGAUGUGCUGAAUUAGAACGAAAAUUGGGUGAAAUAGAUCGUGCACGAGCUCUUUAUUCACAUUGUUCACAAAUGUGUGAUCCAACAGUGAUACCUGAGUUUUGGCAAACAUGGAAAGUAUUUGAAGUGGAACACGGAAAUGAAGAUACGUUAAAAGAAAUGUUAAGAAUUAAACGUAGUGUACAAGCAAGGUACAAUAUACAAGUAAAUUAUAUGGCACAACGAAUCAGUUCAUGCUGA
Didymodactylos carnosus is the source of this 2148-nucleotide messenger RNA. NCBI's taxonomy places the organism in Eukaryota, Metazoa, Rotifera, Eurotatoria, Philodinida, Philodinidae. The record is from the annotation of a GenBank genome assembly.